AUGAGGACGAUCCUCCCUCUCCUUUCCCUGGGCACUGUCGCCCACGCCCUGUACUUCUUCAUCGACGGCACCACGCCCAAGUGCUUCUUCGAGGAUCUGCCCAAGGACACGCUGGUCGUCGGCCACUACGAUGCUCAGGAGUUUGACGAGAACACCCAGUCAUGGUCCAAGCACGAUGGCAUCAGCAUUUACAUCUCCGUUGAUGAGGUAUUCGACAAUGAUCACCGCGUCGUCUCGCAACGUGGCUCUUCCGCUGGCCGCUUCACAUUCAGCGCCGCCGACGCUGGCGAGCACCGCAUCUGCUUCACUCCCUCCUCCAACUCGGGCCGUCAGGGCUGGUUGAGCUCGAUGCACCCCAAUGGUGGCAUCAAGCUCACCCUCGACCUGGCCAUCGGCGAGACUAGCGACAUCGAAAGCACCGACAAGGGCAAGAUGGCCGAUAUUUCCCAGCGUGUCAAGGAUCUCAACUCGAGGUUGCAGGAUAUCCGCAGGGAACAGGUCUUCCAAAGAGAACGCGAAGCCGAAUUCAGAGAUCAAUCCGAAAGCACAAACUCCCGUACCAUUCGAUGGAUGGGCAUCCAGGUGCUUGUUCUGGCCGCUACAUGCGCAUGGCAACUCUCGCAUCUGCGAUCGUUCUUCAUCAAGCAGAAGCUUACCUAA
This is a messenger RNA of Truncatella angustata, 660 nucleotides long. RefSeq names its product transmembrane emp24 domain-containing protein. Lineage: Eukaryota; Fungi; Ascomycota; Sordariomycetes; Amphisphaeriales; Sporocadaceae. The record is from RefSeq and is a predicted model, not a curated record. The transcript has 3 exons. The coding region runs from base 1 to 660 and encodes 219 amino acids. Gene Ontology annotation, biological process: intracellular protein transport; Golgi organization; endoplasmic reticulum to Golgi vesicle-mediated transport. Gene Ontology annotation, cellular component: endoplasmic reticulum; Golgi apparatus; endoplasmic reticulum-Golgi intermediate compartment.